Molecule: messenger RNA, 3507 nt
Organism: Cygnus olor (mute swan)
Lineage: Eukaryota; Metazoa; Chordata; Aves; Anseriformes; Anatidae
Gene: FAM187A
Product: family with sequence similarity 187 member A
Source: RefSeq, a predicted model, not a curated record
AUCUCUGUCCAUUGUCACUCAGGAUUAAGAAAUGUAAUCAGUGGCACUUCACGCUUAACCAUGCAGCCGCUGAAUUAGGGUGAUGGGAGUGAAAUACUCUGCGAGGUGAUAUAUCUGGGGCUGAUCCAACAUCUAUUUUAGUAGGCCAUGGGGUAAAUCUCUGAGAUAUUGCCCUAUGAUCUGGACACUAUAUGGUUUGCCUAAAAUCUACAUAGAUUUAAAUUUAAAAGGACUGACAAACAUCAGUUCCAACAAGGAGACUCUCCCAGUGCUGCCAAAUAUUCUGUCCAAAUGACUGGCCUUUCUUGUGGAGGCUGCAGGCUUCAGGAAGACUCUCAUAUUGUACAGCUCAGCACCCUACCCACCAAGUUCACUUUCAUUUCUGGUCUGGGAAGAUCCUCAAGCUUCUCCCAAGUGUGCUGAGGAGCCCAGUGCAUGUUACACUGCUCAGACUGCCUUGAAUUCAGCUCAGAAACAACUACCAGGUCCAUUUUGUUUGAAAACCCAGGUAGAGGAGAAAAAGGUAGAGUCAUCCCUGGCUGACUACAACUCACCUUCUCCCACUGUCUCUGUAGAAACCACUAAGCCCCUAAUUUCAGGCUUUGUGGCAUCAACCAUGGGGACACGUGUCCCUGCAAUCUGCUGUAGGUGCCAUUCCUUUGCACGACACUUGUGAACCUGAUGGCUAACAGAAAGCCAAGCGCUGAUAUCUCAAACAAAACGGAAAGAUCCUGGAUGGUCCCAUGGUCGGGAUGCAGGAUGUUGAUGCAGGAGUGGCCCUGGUACGAAAGCCUGCGCUAGCUGCAGCUUCAGUUGUGGUGGGAACACCCCCAGUGCUUUCAGCAGUCCUGUGGCUCAGGGCUUGCACUCACAUCCUAUGUGAAGGAUGGGAGCAGCCUGCUGCAUCCCACCACUUGGGGAAAAGCAAAAUCCCUGUUGUUUGGUGAGAAGACUCAGGAGAAAUGAAAUGCAGGCACAAGCACUGAGCUCCUCCUCGAAGGAGCGAUGUGUGAAUGUCAGCAGGAGGAAGGGCUGUUGGACUGGCUGGAAUCAGUUUCCCAAGCAGUCAUGGUCUGAUCAGGAAGUGCCAGAACCUAAACUGAAGGUCUGGCCAGAGUCAGUGGGGAGCAAAUAACUCACUUCUACCGUAGGAGAGAUGCAUUUAAGCCUCCAGGGUUGGUUCCAGCAUCAGCCAAGGCAAGGAGGAUGUGAAUGAAAAGCCUCCCUCAAUCACUCCAAGAGGGGGAGUCUCAAACAUUGCCUGUGUGGUGGGUCUUCAGCACACAAACACUUGGACAGCCAACAGGGAGGAUGCAGAAGUCUAAAUACCGUGUUUGUCACCUCUGGUUCUGGGCUACAGAGGUCAGCUGCCGUCAGGGGAGGUUCUUCUCCAUGAUCACUGUGCUCAGAAGAGUCAGUGCAACCCUUAAUGUUUACUUCUUUCAAGAAAACAGCAGCGGUUCCCUUCUUCCCACCAUGCAGGCUGCAUUUUGCCUCCGCAGCCAUGCUACACGAGCAAUCUCUGCUCGUUGCCCAGCGGCACGGUGCGCUCUAGAGCAGCUGGAAACAUUCUAGAGUCCACGUCCCUGACAUGCGGGGACAGGGACAGGCCAUGUCCCAGACAGGGACAGGCUGCCACAGGGCAGGACAAACAUUCUCUGCUGCAACAGCAGAUGCUUGCAAGUGGUUCCCAGCAGCUGUUACUCUGGGAUGAGAGAUUUCGACUGCUGUUUGAUCCCUGCUGUCAGCCACAGGCUGGGUGUCCACCUUCCAAAGUCUGUUACAAGCCCCAUCCCUGGUGAGCAGGUGGUGUGUGCGCCCUGGUCCCUGCCUUGGUGCCGACACCUCCAACCCCGCGCCACACUGAGGACGUGGUGGCUGGGUUCAUUCUGCUGACGGCAGAGGCUGCUGGGCGUGAUGGAGACCAGGCUGCCAAGAGCUGUACUUCUCCUCUGCAUGGUAGAUGUGCUCCACUCUUUUGCGAUUGAGGAGAAAGAAGAUAUAUUCAAGCAAAUGGUUUGUCCUGCUUUCCUGAUGUUUGACAACGCCGCUUACCUGGCCGACAUGACCUUUGAGCUCCCUUGCAAUUGCAAGCCCGAGGAGGUCUCUAACGUCGUCUGGUACUUCCAGAAGACCAUGGGAAGCAAGGAAACCACGGUCCUGACGGACUUUGCUGGCAACGUGGUUCUUGACUCGGGCCAUAUCCACGUGGGCAGCAACGUGCUGAAGCGUUUCAGCAUCCGGAUGUUCAGUCUCAUCGUCUUCCGGGCCCAAGUGACGGACUCGGGCCUCUACCUGUGCGGCACUAAAGGGGACUUCUUCUACGGCUACGACGUGGACGUGCAGCCAACCAAGCAGAUCACGGUGGCUUUUGUGGACAGAGGCGAGCACGUCCAGGACGACUACACAGGGAAGCUCUUCAGCCUCUUCACCACCUUCUGGGACUGGACCAAAUGCAACCGCUGCGGUGUGAGGGGCGAGCAGCGGCGGAUCGGGCUGUGCUACAUGUGGAGCGCCAAGCUGCACCCCCGCUACCGCACUGCCCUGCCCAACGUCACCUCCUGCGGCUCCAGGGCCGUCUCCAUGCGUCUUCAGCGCCACGGCCGCCGCUGGAGGCCCGAGGUGGCCAUCCGAAGCUGCCUGUCCCCCUGCGUGAAGGAGCAGGACCCCCAGGAAGGGGUGCAGGCCAUCUCCAACGUAAUUUACAAGCUGGGCCAGAAGCCCUGGCUGCCCCACGUCCCCACGCAGUUCCACAAGCAUCCAGUAGGAAGAGAUCUGAUCAUCGCCUGCCCAGGAGCCCGGCCCGAGCACGCCGUGGCCUGGGACAAGGACUCUGUCCGGCUCUACCUCUCCCACUUCCUCGUGGGUGUCAACCAGAGCAUGCGGGUCUUCAUCGACCACGGAAACCACCUGCACAUCCAGCGGGUCCAGUUCAGUGACGGAGGCACCUACUUCUGCUGGCGGGAGGGCCAGCUGGUGGCCGGCUUCCGGCUCAGCGUGGGCCACCAGCGCCAGCGCAGGCGGACACUCGACGAACCCGAGACAAUCUAUGCCAUCAAGGCCAUCAGCACGAGCUACGUCCUCAUCAGCGCCAUCUUCGUCAGCAUCCACGUGUGCCGCUGCUGCUGGCAGGUGUUCAGGUGUCCCGUGAGGAAGUAGCGUCCCCACGCAGCCCCAACAGGUCACUCCUACACCUCUGACCAUUAUUUCAUGAGAAAUUUAUAAUGUUUUGACCAUUAGAAAUAAAUGGGAUCGAAAUGCUGCCAACACCCGCUCAUCCUCCAUUUUGGGUCGAGAGCGCAGCAGUGAGGACUGAGAUGGAAAAGUCCCUGUGCUGCUAGGUGGUACGGCUUGGUGGGACAGGAGGGGAUUUCACACCACCAUGGGCUGUUCCUGGCCCCUUAUGCAGGUUUGCAGUAGGCUUUUAAGCUCAAUAUAAUCCUUUUUGAAUAAAUACUUGGAGUUGUUGCAGUAUUUUCUUGCCAAGCACUACAGAGUUCUCAAUCC